AUGGAGCACACGCCAUCGGCCGCGCUGCAAGAGCAAGUCAACUCGGCGGAGGACGCACUGAAGGCCGCACUUGUGCGGGCUGCACAAGCAUGCAAAGCUGGGUUCGAGGAGAAAGAGCGCUUGCUCGAGGUGACCGGCCCCUUGAAGAGCGCAGAUGAGGCGGCACUACCAACGACUGGCGAGGACGACGAAGUGUACUGUAGAAUGGAUCGAGAGACGUACUACCACUUGAUCGCUUGGACGAACGCCGAGCAAGCAGCGUUCGCCAAUGCGGAGGUGGAGCUGCUGGAGGCCAAGCUGCAGCAUCUUCACCUGACAGCGUUGGUGCAGUCCGAUCUGACGACCGAAGAGCGCGCCAGAUUGAGCGGCGUUCUGGAGUCGGCACAGCUCAGAAUUACCCAGCUUUGGGUCAUCACUAAAGAGCGACAAGAGCAGAUCAGCUGCGUGCAAGAGAUUCUGAGGGGCGCCCGAAGGACUCGCGUGGAGGUGGAUAGAAGCGAGUGA
Molecule: messenger RNA, 504 nt
Organism: Phytophthora sojae
Lineage: Eukaryota; Oomycota; Peronosporomycetes; Peronosporales; Peronosporaceae
Exons: 1
Coding region: 1-504 (167 amino acids)
Source: RefSeq, a predicted model, not a curated record